AGUGCUUGCCUUUUAGGUCAGAGAAGUUCAGCUGCUCAAGAGUUAUUGUGGUCUCAGCCCAACAACAUUUACAUUCCUGCUUCCACUACCGUGUCCAGAUCAUCUCUUGUGUUUGAGAGAGAAAAUAUCUUUUUAACCUUGCAGGAUCUGACUCCCUCCCUUUCGUUGGCUGACCUGCAUUGACAGCACAGCUGCUGCUGUCAAUCAUCUCAAAGAGACACAGAGACCAAUGCAGGAAAGCUCAAGUGCUCGCGUGAAUUUGUACUUAUAAGGAUCUUAAGCUUUCAGACACACAAAUGGACCAGGAUGAAAAGAAUGAGGAAGUCGCUCCAGAUGCUGAGCUGGCAGCAGCGAUUAUGAGGCGACACUUUCGUCCGUCGCUGAUCAAAACUGAAGCAUGGGAAGGAUAUGAGUUUGCAGACAUGGAGAUCAAAAUCACAGAGUCGACAGACUGUUACGGGGCUGUUCUGUGGCCCUCAGCCAUGGUGUUGUGUCAUUUCCUCGACACUCACCGUGACGAAUAUAACCUGAUGGACAAGAACAUCAUUGAGCUGGGUGCUGGGACGGGUCUUGUUACCAUAGUAACCAGCCUCCUGGGUGCAAAGGUGACGUCAACAGACUUGCCGGAUGUCCUGAGUAACCUGAGACACAAUGUGAACCGCAACACCCGAGGGCGCUGCAGGCACGCGCCGCACAUAACCGAGCUCAGCUGGGGGAAACAGCUGGAGGAAAGAUUCCCGCGCGCAACCUGUCACUACGAUUACAUCAUCGCCGCAGAUGUGGUGUACGCGCAUCCCUACCUGCACGAGCUCAUGGAGACCUUCAUGCACUUGAGCUCAGACGACACCGUCAUCCUGUGGGCCAUGCGGUUCCGUCUGGACCCGGAGAACAGCUUCGUGGACACAUUUGAUAAACACUUUCAUCUGGAGGAACUUUAUGACUUGCCCAGCCUGCGCAUAAAGCUGUACCGCGCGCGCAAACGGACCAGCGCCUCUCAAUUAUUUUGAAGAGCCUCUGAUAUAUUAACAGAACUAUUAUUUUAUAAUAUAUUAUUAACAGAAAUUUGGAAGAGCAAUUUAGCUAAAUUAAUUAACCAAAAUUACUUUUGUGAUUCCAGAAGUUUCAGGAUCUGCUACAAUAGUUACAGAAGGGAAAAAUAAAUCCGAUUUCAGUUUACAUCUUGAUCUUUAUUAUUAUUUAUUUUUUUGUUUGUUUUAAAGUUAGAUCAUUACAAUUAAUAUUAAUUAUAUAUAAAUAAUAUAUAAAUUAUUUUUAUAUAAUUAAUGUGAAUAAUUAGAUAUAUUUAUCAUUAU
Messenger RNA from Carassius auratus (goldfish), 1313 nucleotides. It is a transcript of the gene mettl21e, whose product is annotated as methyltransferase like 21e. The record is from RefSeq and is a predicted model, not a curated record. NCBI's taxonomy places the organism in Eukaryota, Metazoa, Chordata, Actinopteri, Cypriniformes, Cyprinidae. Bases 297 to 1007 code for a protein of 236 amino acids. The transcript has 4 exons.